AUGUCUAUCGAAGCUGAGGGCUCGGCUCCCCCGCCGCAAGCCCCCGAGAAGCAGGAAGUCAAGACGGAAAAGAAGGACCAGAGCAAACCCCAGCAGCCUCCCAAGGAUGGCCAACAACAGCAAGCCGCCCCCGCAGGCGAGAAGAAGCUCUCCGGAGCUGAAUUAAAGAAGAGAGCCAAAGAGGAGAAGGCCGCUAGACGCGCCCAGGCCAAGGUCGCCCAAGUGCCACAGGGCCCAGCGCAAGGUGACAAGCAGGCCGGUGGUGAUGGCAAGGGAGGCAAGGCAAAGCCUAAGCAAGACGGACAAAAUCAGCAGCAUGGCGGCGCAAAACUUCCCAUUCGACCAGCAGGUGCGACUGUUGUCAAGGACGACAAGCCUUCGAUACCAGACUGCUUCAGCCAUCUGUCUAUGGCCCGGCGCAUAGACAUGACCCAUGCCGACAAGGACGUUCACCCUGCUGUCUUGGUUCUCGGAGAGCACAUGAGCGCAUUUGCGAUCAGUGACAGCAUCACUCGACUGGAAGCAACUUUAUAUGCUUUCAAGAAGGUCAUCGACUCGUACACAACACCUCCUGGCUCCACUUUCUCCCGCCAUUUCACAUCUCACGUUCUCAACCCUCAGAUCGAGUAUCUCACAGCAUGCCGUCCCAUGUGUUUCUCCAUGGGCAAUGCUAUCCGAUGGCUCAAGCUUCAGAUCAGCAAGAUUGACAUUGAUCUCCCCGACUCUGACGCCAAGAAGCUCCUAUCCGAGUCCAUCGACAAUUACAUUCGUGAACGCAUAACUCUCGCGGACUACGUGAUCGUUGAGACUGCUGCCAACAUGAUUGACGAAGACGAUGUAGUACUCACUUAUGCUCACCACCACCUUGUUGAGCGCACCCUUCUCCAAGCUCGCCAGCUCCAGAAGAAGAACUUCCGCGUUAUCCUUGUCGACGAUCCUUAUGAGCGUGUCGGCAUCGAUCUCGCAAAGAAGCUCUCCGCUGCUGGCAUUCACGUCGCCUACUCUUCCGAUCUCAGUGCUCUGCGAACCCACCUCUCCGAGGCCACCCAAGUUUUGCUUGCCGCCGAAGCCAUCUUUAGCAACGGUGCUAUGUACGCCCGCGCAGGCUCAUGCGACAUUGCUACAGUCGCUACUGACCUUGGUGUCCGUGUCGUCGCUCUGUGCGAGACCAUCAACUUCACUGAGCGUGUGUCUAUUGACUCGCUCACCUACAACGAGAUUGACCCUGAGCGAUCCACUGACGUUGGGUUCCGCUUGCUUUUCGACACUACGCGGGACAAGUACAUCACGGUUGUUGUGACGGAACUGGGCAAUUCUUCGGCUACUUCUGUACCAGCUAUCCUAAGAAAACUAGAGGAGUUGUAG
This is a messenger RNA of Fusarium pseudograminearum CS3096, 1365 nucleotides long. RefSeq lists its product as uncharacterized. NCBI's taxonomy places the organism in Eukaryota, Fungi, Ascomycota, Sordariomycetes, Hypocreales, Nectriaceae. The record is from RefSeq and is a predicted model, not a curated record. Bases 1 to 1365 code for a protein of 454 amino acids. The transcript is spliced from 2 exons.